Messenger RNA from Miscanthus lutarioriparius, 1239 nucleotides. NCBI's taxonomy places the organism in Eukaryota, Viridiplantae, Streptophyta, Magnoliopsida, Poales, Poaceae. The record is from the annotation of a GenBank genome assembly.
AUGGGUGGAGGCAGUCCCAUGCAGACCGUGCUGUCGGCUCCCGGCGUCAAUGACGGGAAAGUGGUCUCCUUCACCCUCGACGCGGCGACCGACGAGAAGGACACCGUCGCCGGCCUCAUCCGCUCCAUCAUCGCCACGUCGAGCCCCGCCCAGCGGACCGCCUUCCACGUCUUCCACAUCAACACCGUCGUCGACCUCUUCUCGGCGUGGCGCCGCACGCUCCCCGACGUGCGCCCCUACUACGCCGUCAAGUGCAACCCUGACCCGGCGCUCGAUCCUGGGCGCGCUGGCCGCGCUGGGCGCCGGGCCGUGCUCGCGCUCGGCGUCGGCGUCGGCGGCAUCCCGCCCGGCGCCAACCGCAGCAACGUCUACGCCAACCCCUGCAAGGCCGAGCCCCACCUCGAGUACGCCGCGGAGGCCGGCGUCGCGCUCGCCACCUACGACACCGAGUCCGAGGUGGCCAAGGUCGCGCGCUGCCACCCGAGGUGCGAGCUCCUGCUCCGCCUCAAGGGCCCCGAUGGCGGGACCACGGGCGGCGACCUGAUGAACAAGUACGGCGCGCACGCGCACGAGGUGUCCCCGCUCCUCCGCGCCGCGCAGCGGGCCGGGGUCGCCGUCGCCGGCGUCUCCUUCCACGUCGGGAGCCCCGUGUCCCGCGUCGACGUGUAUCGCGGCGCCACCAACUCCGCACGCGCCGCGUUCGACGCGGCCGUCGCCCUCGGCAUGCCGCCCAUGCGCGUCCUCGACAUCGGCGGCGGGUUCAGGGCCGGCGCCGCCUUCGACGAGGCCGCGGCGGUCAUCAACGACGCGCUGGCGGACGUCUUCGGCGACCUGCUGCCGUGCGUGGAGGUGAUCGCCGAGCCGGGGCGGUACUUCGCCGAGACAGCGUUCACGCUGGCCGCGCGCGUCAUCGGGAAGCGCGUGCGCGGUGAGGCGCGCGAGUGCUGGAUCGACGACGGGCUCUACGGCUCCCUCAACAACGUGCUCAUGGACCACAAGGUCCCGCGCCCGAGACCGCUCGCCGGCGCGUGCCCCGGCGAGAAGACGUACGCGUCGACGGUGUUCGGGCCGACGUGCGACUCGCGGGACCUGGUGGUCACCGGGUACCAGCUGCCGGAGAUGUGCGUUGGCGACUGGCUCGUCUUUGACAACAUGGGCGCCUACUCCACAGGUGCCGGCUCCAAGUUCAACGGCUUCGACAUUUCGGAGAUGAAGAUCUACGUGGCCUACUCCAGCUGA